AUGAUCACACUCUUUGUCACUCUUUCUCUCGUCAUAACUGUGAAAACUUCUGAUGUCAAGGAUCUUCAAGUUCAAAAAGUCAAGCAUGGGGGAGAUGUAAACAUAAAAUGUGAAAACUUUUACACUGAAGUUAAUUUUGUUUGGUUCAAACAGAGUUUUGGAAAAUUUCCUCAGGAAGUGGUGAAACAGGUGGAUAAAAGGAACAGAUACGGUGCAGAAUUUAAUGAUGGACGCUUCAGUAUUAGUGAAGAUAAAAAAACGUUUAAUCUCAACAUUAAACAAAUCAAAGAAGAGGAUUCAGGAACAUAUUUCUGUGCAGAACUGCAGGCAUCUUCACUACGCUUUGCACCUGCAACCCUUUUGGUUGUUGAAGCUGAGGAGAUGAAACAACAUCCUCCGACUGUCACGGUGAUGGAGAACGGAGAGUCGCUCACACUCCAGUGUUCAGUACAAGCGUUUACUUCAAGCUGUGAAGGACAGAGUGUGUACUGGUUCAGACACGGCUCAGGAGAAUCUCAUCCAAGAAUCAUUUACACUCAUGGAGACGGCAGUGAUGAGUGUAAGAAGAGCUCUGAGGCUGGUUCUCCUACGCAGAGCUGUGUCUACACUCUCCCCAAGAGGAACCUCCCAACCUCUGAUAAUGGAACGUUCUACUGUGCUGUGGCUGCGUGUGGACAAAUCCUCUUUGGGAAUGGAACUGAAGUGGAAGUAAAAGGUUCCAGUUACAAUACUGAUCAGAUGGAUUUGUUGUUCUGGCUCUCCGUUUUUAGAGUUGGAGUUCUUGCCUUCAUACUUAUUAUCUUUACAAUGUAUUACAAUGUUUUAAAAUUAAGAUCAAUUUAGAACUUAAUAUUUCAAGACAAAUCUAAUAAAUGCGUUA
This is a messenger RNA of Ictalurus furcatus (blue catfish), 880 nucleotides long. RefSeq lists its product as uncharacterized. Gene Ontology annotation, biological process: response to bacterium. NCBI's taxonomy places the organism in Eukaryota, Metazoa, Chordata, Actinopteri, Siluriformes, Ictaluridae. The transcript is spliced from 4 exons. The record is from RefSeq and is a predicted model, not a curated record. The coding region runs from base 1 to 843 and encodes 280 amino acids.